Lineus longissimus is the source of this 3168-nucleotide messenger RNA. Its product is annotated as zinc finger protein with KRAB and SCAN domains 1-like. The record is from RefSeq and is a predicted model, not a curated record. Gene Ontology annotation, biological process: embryonic pattern specification; regulation of transcription by RNA polymerase II; embryonic hindgut morphogenesis. The coding region runs from base 113 to 2398 and encodes 761 amino acids. Gene Ontology annotation, cellular component: chromosome; nucleus. Gene Ontology annotation, molecular function: DNA-binding transcription factor activity, RNA polymerase II-specific; chromatin insulator sequence binding; RNA polymerase II cis-regulatory region sequence-specific DNA binding. Lineage: Eukaryota; Metazoa; Nemertea; Pilidiophora; Heteronemertea; Lineidae. The transcript is spliced from 5 exons.
GCCAAAAUGGCGUGGGCAGCAUUCUACUUACAUGACUUACUUACAAAUACACCUUUCUAUAACUAAAUGCAACGUUUUUUUGAUAUGAUUACAAGCUACAAGGAUUCUAAACAUGAUGAUGGAGUCGUCAGAAAAUUCGAUUAUGUCUGAAGUUACAGACCAUGUGCCAGUCCUGCUGAAGGACAUUCCACCGUCAUCAUCACCUCAAACCGUUGAUGAUCCUCUGAAAGUGAUGCAAAAUGACCUACACUCAAGAGGAACUGACUUGAGCAAGGCCUGGACAUCACUUUUUAGUUUACUAACCAAAUACCAGGCAGAAUUAACUGUGAAAGAAAAUCAAAUAGACAUUGCUGAACGGCAACUUGAAACCAGAAAACAGCAACUGAGCAUGCUCAAUGAUCAAGUUGUGAGUCCAGAUGAUACGUCAAAGUUACAGGAACAGUUGAAUCAGAAGGAACUAGUUUUAUCACGUUGUCAGCAGGAGUUGACGAACACUUCGGACAUGUUGAAUCGGGUCCAGUCAGACUUGUCUUCCCACAUGCAGCAGUUGGAACGGGCGCGACACGAACAGUUACAAAACCAUGAAAAACUCCUCAAUUACCAAAGUGAGAUUACAAAGUUAAAAUCAGAACUUAUGUUAAAACAGGAAGAGAUUCAUAUCAAAGAUAAUUUGGUGCAAAAGUUACAGAACCAAUUGGUGCGAGAGACUUCAGAUCUGAAUGCGGAGAUUUCUCGGUUAAAAGAAAAUAUUGAGUCUCAUGUGCGUGUGUUGGACAAUGAAAGACGGUCACAUGAGCAGACCAGGAAGAGUGUGCGGAGUUUACAACAGAACAAGUCUCGAAUCGGUGGAACCGUUCAACAAAAUGUGAUAGAAAUUCCAGAUUCUCCUCCAACUCUUGACCUCUCGGUAGAGCAACAUGACUUUGGUUUAUCGAAUAUCAUCUCGCUGUCCGAGCAGCAACCAAUGGAGCAAGAAUCCCAUUCCGCACAAUUUCGACAUCACCCAUAUCGCCAAGAAACCGUCCGUACGCCUCCAAUGACUCUCUCGUCUCCUACUCAAAGAUCGCCUGUGAAUAAACUCGGUAACAUACACUCAGAUAUAACCGAUAGGUGGCGCAGUUCAGCCAGCGCUACUGCCGCGUCACAAUCAGUCUCUUCCACUGCCUCAGAUACAUUUUUCCCACUCAGUACAUCCGCGAUGGACGCUAGUAUUGAACAACAAAAUCUCAAUAUAAAACAGGAACCUGCUUUGUCAGGGUCUGUGCCAAUAUCGGGUCCAAUUCCAGGCGGAUCCUCAUCUCAAGGGCAUCAGUCAUCCAACGACAGUGACACUGGCCAGUCACAGUUGCAGUGGCCAGACAAUGGAAACCAAUCCUUCUUCCCGCAACAAGAGUACACAAGCAGUCAUGUCAUAGCCCAAGAUCAAGUCGCAUACCAGUCACUCGCCAGGCAAAGUUUACGACUCGUUAUGUUCAGUAUCCCAGGCUGCGUGGGGUUUGAUAGUGGGCGCCACUUUCACCCAACAGUGAUCGAAUCAACGCUCCAGAAAUAUAUUCGGUCAUUAGUGAAAGUUCUUAUUGAGAAGUGUAAGGAUGAUGAUGCAGACCGAGAGCCUGACCCUUUGGAAUUAGAAUGGCUGGCGAAGAAAAUAGUUGAAAAAUAUCCACAAUUUAAGGAUCCCGAUCCCGAUAAUUCUCAUAUGUCGUCAACUCUCUGGGUUAGCGGUACUGCACAGGAUCCCUCAUUCAGCGUUUCUGACGAGCACGGAAACUUGGUCCCAGUGGUUCUGUCCACUGCACCAGAGGAGGCGUUUAUGCCAAAGAAGCAAGCUUUGAGUGAGCGAGAGCGCAUGAUUUCAUAUCGUCAGAAACUGAAAGAAGACGUCGAGAAGUAUGCCGCUUACAAGGAUCGAGAUGCGCGGAAGAAACGUGAGCGCCGCAGAAAUAUGACGGAGGAGGCGAAAAAUCUACAGCGGGAGCGUGAUAGGCAGAGGAAGCGUGAAAAGCGAGAGGCAGUCCGCAACGAAUUUGAAAGAAAGAAAUCAGAGUUGGAUGAAUUUGAUGACACGACGAAGAACCUGUUAAAGAUUGCUAAGAAGCAAUGGGCAGAGGGUGAUAACUUGGAGAGGAAUCCUGCCUGUUUGUCAUCACAUGCCUCCUUUGUUUCUGGUAUGGAUGUCUCCCUUGAUGACAGUAUGAGCCAGGACAUUGCAUCAUCCUCUAUUAAGGAGUCUGACCAGGAGACAGGGAGAUCUGGGGUUGAUUUGUUCCAACCGAUGUUUUUCCAGCCUUUGAAAGUGGAACCGGAAGGUAACGCAUCUGCUGAAUCUUAUGGGCCAAUAGGAAAAUUUCCCUAUGAAAGAAGAAUCAUUAUGAAUAAAGUGUACAAAUACUUGUAGAGCUGUGAAUUUGGCUUUUGAAGAUUGUCUAUACAUGCUUCCCGAAAUUGGUGGCUUGCAUUGGAACUAACUUUUUCCCCCUUGGGCGUCAUUAAAGGCAUUCAAGUGUGUUGGUCAACCAUGACUAUCUCCUUUGUCCCUCCACCAUAAGGCCUAGUUUCCCCUUAUGACAUCACUAUUUCGGACACUCAGCGCCCCAUUUCUGGAAAGGUGUAUAUAUUGCUUAGAAAAUACAGCAUUUUGUAAUCAUCUCAGCAUGGGUGAGGGGUAUUGUUGCACAGUGCAGUCCUGAAUCUAGCUGGGUUUCAUUCAUGUUUUAAAGCACUUCAUAUUUUCAUUGAAAUGCUAACUCAUUUUGAAUUGCAGAGCAAGAUGAAGAGGAGGUGUAGGCAGAGUCUGGCCAAAUUUUUAACAGCUUGGGCUUGAUAAUCAUGGUCACUGGUGUUGGAGGAUCGGAAGACAAGGCACAAAACCUUGUACAACAUUGAUUCAGGAGUCAUGAGUUUGCACUUGGCUGGAUGCUAAGGCUGUGUCAUAAAACUGGGUCAACAGUGUUAAAAAGGUUUCUAAUAAAGACACUCAAAAACUUUGCUAACAGUGAAAUAACUCACUACUGUAGUACCGAUAUUGCUCUUGUUGUGUCAUAUCUGUAAGCUUACUUCUAUCUUGGCUGGACCGCUCUUUUUCCUCCAUUCUUGCUUUCGCUUCCUCGGGUCAUAAAAAAGCUUGAAAAGACGAGCAUAUUUCACUCACAAAUCUUCUUACGUGUC